AUGGGCAGUGACAAGAGUGAAGACAUUUCCAACCAUUCAUUGGAACAAGACAGCGAUACUUAUAAUAUGGAUGAUAGACAGCCUAAUCUUGCACAACAGAGGCUAACUGAAAACAGUGACUCCUCUGGUACUCCAGUAUAUGCUGGACACGCUGACAAUAACCAAGAGGACAACGCUGUACAACAACAACAACUUAAUGCAAAGGUAUCUGGUGCUGAUGAUCAGUCGGCACCAAAGGCAAAUGAGCAAGAUCAAGCCUUGCUGCAACAACUGCCUGCUUCACCACAAUACAUAUCAUUCUUUAGCAGGGACUAUAAACCACACAGAAGAAAAAUACACAAACGAUUUCUUUUGAUCAACUUGUUGAUGUCGUCUUUGAUAUUGAUUGCUUUUUCCAUAUAUUGGGGUUCAUACUACGACAUCAACGACAAUCUCAAAAACUUGAAAUUUUUGGUGGUGAUUGGUGAUGAGCAAACUGUAGAUGGAGUGGAGCCAGUAUUUGGUAAUGCCAUGGAUGAUAUCCUACAACGACCUCAAGCGAAAGCUAGUGGCGAUUGGCAUAUUUACAAAGAAAGCGAGUUUGAAAACUUGGCAAAUGAGCACAACAACACCAUUAGAGGAGAGAUUUUGAGAAGAGUUCAUCAUCAAUUGUAUUGGUCAGCCAUAUAUGUCAAGCCAAAUGCAAGUUACAACUAUGUUCAAGCAUUGAAAAAGGGAGAUACUAGCUAUAAUGCAUCUGAUAAUACAGUUACUGCAUAUUACGAAACUGGACGUGAUUUUCUUGCCAUGAGACUGUAUGUCACACCACAAUUGCUGAAGAUUCAAUCGAUGUGGUUUGAACAACAACCAAAUCUACUUUCACAGUUAUCGGAAAAUAUCACAAUACAAUCACAACAACAAAAACAACUCUAUGCUCAGCCUAUCCAUUUCACCAUGGUUGAUAGAAUACCAUUUACUGAUAAUGUCCUUAGUGCUCCAUUGCAAGUUGGGUUCAUUUACAUGAUUAUUGUUUCAUUUUUCCAAUUCAAUUUCUUUGCUGAUGCCCAUUUAAAAGUGGCAAAGUCACCAAUCAAUAGACUCCAUUACGUUGUCUACCGUUAUAUCUCCUCCAUUUGUUCAUUUUUCUUUCUUUCAUUGAUGUUUGGAUUGGUUACAUUGGCUUUCCAAGUUGAUUUCACGCCAACUUAUGGCAGAUCGGGAUUCCUCGUUUACUGGUGUAUAUCUUUCCUAACCAUGUCUGCAGUGGGGCUAGCCACUGAAAUAAUGGGGAUGUUUAUCAUUCCAUUUUAUCCUCCUUUGCUUGGGUUUUGGUUGAUUUUAUGGGUUAUUAGUAACAUUGCACCUACAUACACGGCAAUGGCAUUAACAAACAAUUUCUUCCGGUAUGGGUAUGCCAUGCCUAUUCACAACAGUUAUGAAGCAGUGAAGACGGUGUUUUUUGAUGUUUAUAAGGGACAGUUGGGUCGCAAUUUUGGAAUAUUGGUGGCGUGGGUGGUGUUGUUGAGUGUGAUUUUCCCAUUUGCAGUGAUGUAUUUUGGAAAAGCUAUGGGUAAGAAGGCUGCUGUUGCUGCUCAACAAGAAGCUGCCAAGCGUGCUGAACUGGAAAAGAAGACUAGUGGGGAUGUAUAA
Messenger RNA from Lodderomyces theae, 1629 nucleotides. Its product is annotated as SNG1 family protein. Gene Ontology annotation, cellular component: membrane. NCBI's taxonomy places the organism in Eukaryota, Fungi, Ascomycota, Pichiomycetes, Serinales, Debaryomycetaceae. Bases 1 to 1629 code for a protein of 542 amino acids. The transcript has a single exon. The record is from RefSeq and is a predicted model, not a curated record.